Frankliniella occidentalis (western flower thrips) is the source of this 1678-nucleotide messenger RNA. RefSeq lists its product as uncharacterized. The record is from RefSeq and is a predicted model, not a curated record. Lineage: Eukaryota; Metazoa; Arthropoda; Insecta; Thysanoptera; Thripidae. The coding region runs from base 147 to 1547 and encodes 466 amino acids. The transcript is spliced from 6 exons.
GGAGAAGAAUGUGCGAGAGAGAGGGAAGAAGCCGGCCGCCUAUAGAGUUCGGUACGGUUGGCGGAAGGUGCUCUUUCUGAACAUGAUUUCGCAAUCUUUCUUGAGACUUGAUAACUUCUCUUGGAACAUCUAAGUAAACAACUGUCAUGACAAAUACUAUCAAACAAGAUAGGAGUUUGGGAGAGCUCAGGGCCAUUGCUGAUGCAGCUAGAGCAGGCCUUCAGAAAUUCCAGAGUUUGAUGAAUGAAGCAUCUGCUUUAAUAGAUGAUGUUGACCAAAAAAUUGGGAUCCUUUGCUCAGAGCUGGCUUCUGUCGAACAACCGAGCAACCUGUUAGCAAGCUCUAGUGCACCAACAACCAGGACCUCCAGUUCUCCUGUAGGACCCAAUACCUCUUCUGUUGUGGCAAGCGUUCAUAAUAAGGAUUCAUCUGGUACUUCAACGCUUACCCAAGGUACAGCACGUCCAAUGGUGCAAGGCCGAUCCAACUGUGCCACUUCAGAGAUUAGUAGUUCCUGUACCCUUAGGGCGGGGCCGGCGGGGCCCCCAGAGGGUUCCACCUCAAAGAGUCCUAGCAAACGAUCUCGAGGCUUCUUUGAGUCUGAGGAGUCAAGCUCAGAAGAUAAAGAUAACAGACUGCUAAUUGUUGAGUCCAAAAAAUCUUAUCUGGAACGCCAACGUCAAGAGGACUGUAAGGAGGGAACAUCAUGGAAUUAUGAUAAUGAAGGAAAUUUCCACAAGAGUCCACCAAGAAAAAGACGAUCUAAACAAGCCAAAUCUCCCACAAGUCCAUCUCAUGGAGAUGCUGUAAAUUCAAGUAACUCAGACAAGACAGCAGAUCAGUUAAAUGAAUUAUCAUCAGUUACGAGAUCUUUAGGAACCAUUGAAACACCCAUGGAAAGUGACGUCACUUUACAUGAUAUAACUGAUAUGUCAUUAACAUUGACAUCAAACCUGAAGAAGCUUGUUAACAACCAGGAAAGUGGUGAUGAAACACCCCGCAGAAAAAGCAGUGCUUCAGAUGAUCUCUUUAGUUCAAGGAUUGGAAGUCCCUCACUAUUAAACAUCAAUAUCACUGCUUCUGCAAUUGAAAAAUUCGAAAAGAUGGAAGAUGUUGAAAACACACCUCCAAUUCUACGCCAGCAUUCUGUUACCUGUGAUAAGAUCUUUUCCCAUCACAAGGAAGUAAUACCUGCCAACCAUCAAGAACUUUCACCCAGAGCCUCCUCUGUGGCCUACGAACGGCUUCCAAGUAAUAUAAUAUCUGGCAAUAUCACUCCUACUCCAGUGAUUUGUACGGACAGUGUUAUACUCAAGGAAAAAAAGAAAUGCACAGCUCCAGACAAAGCUAGUAAACAAAAUGAAGCAAGUUGUGCAUCUGAAAGCAAUUUAGAAAAUAAGCACGCCAGUAGUCCUAUCACACCCGAUCCUAAGCUUUCUCUUCCUGAGACUCAGAUUACCCCUAUUCGUACUGGAUCUAUAGAUGCUCAAUUCAAUGGGAAUAAAAGACCAGGAUACAGAGAAGCAAAGAAGAGACGCAAAAUUUGAAUGUAUUUUCCAAAUCAACCUUAUAUUUCCAGACUUGAAUUUGCCAAAACAGCAAUCCUAAGUGAUUUGUUUGUUGUAACUUGGUUGCACUUGACAAAUAAGCAGAAAUACAGCACACAUUACUGUCAUAA